GAGGGUUUUUUGGUUUUUAACACCAAGAAGAUAUAAUGUCGGAUCCUGCAUGGCAGUGGUGUACAAGGGUGAAUCCCAAAGAUAGAUUAAGAGUUAAGUGCAAUUAUUGUAAGCAAAUCAUAUCAGGAGGGAUUUCUCGCUUUAAACACCAUAUAGCUGGUACACACAGCGAUGUGGCUGCUUGCAAUGGCUCCCAAGAGAUCCCAUUGCCAGCGUAUGUAAAGCACCAGUGUCAGCAGCUUCUUGAAGCAGUGAAAGCAAGUAGGAUUGAAAAGGACAUGGAAGAUGCGGAGGAAGGAUAUGGGGACCCACAUGAAGGGGAAGAAAGUGAAGGUGAAGAUGUUCAACUUGAACAAGAAGAUGUUGGUGUCAGUUUGGGAACAACUAAAGGGAAAGGCAUCAUGCAUGGAGGUGGUUCUUCUGCAACUGCAACCAGAAAAAGAAGAGGUGCAAGUAUAAGUUCAGUUUCACGAGGACGUGGCAGAAGUCAGGGUCGUACUGGUGGUGGUAGAGUACCUACUAUGAAGUCGAGCAAUAUGUCUGGUUCGAUCAAGAAUUUUUUUCCCAAUUAUACUGCUGCUGGUGCUCAGCCUGAGAUUCGUAUAGCCAUGCAAUCAAAGGAUAUUAUUGAAGCAGCAGAUGAAACCAUAGGAAGGUGGUUCUAUGAUGCAUCCAUUCCCUUCAAUGGAGCAAACUCUUAUCAUUAUCAGCCUAUAGCAGAUGCGAUUGCUAGUGUAGGGCGAGGGUAUAAAAUGCCCUCUUUUCAUAAAUUGCGAGGUAAAAUUCUCAACAAUAUAGUUAGAGAUGUGAAGACAUAUUGUGAUGAACUAAAAUUGAGCUGGAAAGCUACAGGAUGCAGUGUAAUGGCAGAUGGGUGGACAAACAUCAAGAACAGAACAUUGGAUCUUGGUGAAAGAGAUGAUAUGAAGUUGACAGUUCAUAGAUGCCAAGAAAUCACGAAGUUUAUUUACAAUCAUGCUUAUGUCUUGAAUUUGAUGAGGAAAUUCACAAAUGGGGCUGAAUUAAUUCGACCUGCACAAACAUGGUUUGCUACAAAUGUUUUGACUGUGCAGGGUAUAGUCAAGCAAAGAUCUUCUCUCAGGCAAAUGUUUUCAAGUGAUGAUUGGGCUGCAUAUCCACAUGCCUAUAAAAGAAAGGCUACGACAGUUGUGGAUACCAUCUUCGAUGCUGACUUUUGGGAAUCAUGUGUGCACUUAUUGAAGAUUUGUGUACCUCUAGUGAAAGUCCUCAUAUUAGUUGAUAGUGAAGAUAGACCUUCUAUUGGAUAUUUAUACGAGUCUAUGGAUAGAGCCAAGGAGGCCAUUAGAGAUAAUAUGAAGGGAAAAAAGAAGUUGUACAUGCCUAUAUGGAAAAUUAUAGAUGGAAGUUGGUCUGGACAACUUCAUCGCCCACUUCAUGCAGCAGCCUACUACCUAAAUCCUGCUAUUAGAUUUCUUCCCACUUUUAAGAAGGACAGAGAGGUCGAGUAUGGCAUGUUGGAUUGCAUUGAUGUAUUAGUAAGUGAUAGUAAAGAACAAGACGCUAUCCAUAUGUCGAUCAACAAAUAUGAUACGGCUUUUGGUACCAUGGCGAGAGACACAGCAGUUCGAUGCAGGACAACUAUGCGUCCAGAUUUGUGGUGGGAAAGGUUUGGGCCUGAUUGCCCAGAAUUAAGGAAGCUUGCAAUUAGAAUCCUCAGUCAAACAUGUAGUGCAACUGGAUGUGAAAGAAAUUGGAGUGUAUUUCAGCACAUCCAUAGUAAGAAGAGGAAUAGGCUGGAACAUAAAAGGUUGAAUGACCUUGUUUACGUUCGUUAUAAUAUGAAGUUGAGACAAAGGCAACUAGAAACAACAUCUACGAGGAAGCAUCACAAUCAAUAUGAUCCUAUCUUCAUUGACCAUUUUGAUAUAUUAGAUUCUUGGGUUGAAGAAGAACCAGCUGCAAUACUUGAUGAGGACGAUCUUGAUUUUUUGAAUGUUGAAGGAGCAGCAGAGAUUGUUGAAGAAGGAGAGGCUGGGGGGGAGCAAUGGAAUGUUGGUGACAUUCCAUUUGCAACAGAGGGGUUAGAAGAAGAAGUUAAUGAAGAAAAUGAAGAUGAUGAUGAAGAAUGAAGAUGAUGAUGCAAAUGA
Nymphaea colorata (pocket water lily) is the source of this 2129-nucleotide messenger RNA. RefSeq lists its product as uncharacterized. The record is from RefSeq and is a predicted model, not a curated record. The transcript is spliced from 5 exons. NCBI's taxonomy places the organism in Eukaryota, Viridiplantae, Streptophyta, Magnoliopsida, Nymphaeales, Nymphaeaceae. The coding region runs from base 36 to 2111 and encodes 691 amino acids. Gene Ontology annotation, molecular function: DNA binding; protein dimerization activity.